UCUCCAAAAGUAAUUGGAAGCUGGAAAGACUUUACGAGGAAAUUUCUCACCAAGCCAAACUUACGCUAUUCUCAUAUUUCUCCACUCUAUAUUCUCAUCUCAGGCCUUGAGUUCUAAGCAAAACAUUUCAACUCCCCAGAAAAUGAGCAUGACAGAGAUGUGGACUCAGCUGGGUUCAGCAAUUGCUGGCCUAAUGUUUGUAUGGGCUAUGUAUGAACGAUACUUCCCUUAUCAACUUCAAGAAUACGUUGAGAGAUAUUGUCAGAAGCUUGUGGCUCUUGUCUCCCCUUAUUUCCAAAUCGUCUUCGAUGAGUACACUGGUGAAGAUCUCAAGCGCAGCGAGGUCUACGCUGCCAUUCAGAGCUACCUUAGCGCCAACUCCUCCAUGCGGGCCAAGAGGCUCAAGGCGGACGUUGUCAAAGAUAGCCACUCUGUGCUUCUCACCAUGGACGACCAUGAGGAAAUUACUGAUGAUUUCAAUGGGAUUAAGGUCUGGUGGACUUCAAUAAAGAAUAAACCCAAUAAACAAUCUUUUUCUUUCUAUCCUGAAUUGGAUGAGAGAAGAUAUUUCAAGCUUGCAGUCCAUAGACGUUAUAGAGAAAUCAUCGUCAAGUCUUAUAUAGAUCAUGUAAUUAAAGAAGGAAAGGCUGUUGCUGUCAAGAAUCGGCAAAGAAAACUCUACACCAAUAAUCCCAGUGAUAAUUGGUAUGGAUGGAAAGCUACCAAGUGGAGCCAUGUGGUGUUUGAGCAUCCUGCAAGUUUCGAUACUUUGGCAAUGGCAACAAAGGAGAAGGAAGAAAUCAUGAAAGAUCUUGUCAAGUUCAGCAAGGGGAAAAGCUAUUAUGCUAAGAUUGGGAAGGCAUGGAAGCGUGGUUAUCUCCUUUAUGGUCCUCCAGGAACUGGGAAAUCAACUAUGAUAGCUGCCAUGGCUAAUUUCUUGAACUAUGAUGUCUAUGAUCUUGAGUUGACCACAGUCAAGGACAAUAGUGAGCUCAGGAAGCUAUUGAUUGACACGACAAGCAAGUCUAUCAUCGUUAUUGAAGAUAUUGAUUGCUCUCUGGAUCUUACAGGUCAGAGAAAACCAAAGAAGGAGAAAGAGGAAGAUAAAGAUGGAGAAGGGAAAGAUCCAAUUUCCAAGAAGAAAAAGGAGGAAGAAGCUGAAAACAAGAAAAUCAGUAAGGUAACUUUAUCUGGGCUUUUGAAUUUUAUUGAUGGAAUUUGGUCAGCUUGUGGAGGAGAAAAAAUCAUUGUGUUCACUACAAAUUAUGUGGAAAAGCUUGAUCCUGCUUUGAUCAGAAGGGGAAGGAUGGAUAAGCAUAUAGAAAUGUCUUACUGUUGCUUUGAAGCAUUUAAGGUUUUAGCUCAGAAUUAUCUGGAUGUCGAAUCCCAUGAACUGUUUGCAAAGAUUCAAAACUUGUUGGAGGAAACGAAGAUGACACCAGCAGAUGUUGCUGAGAAUUUGAUGCCAAAGUCAGAAGAUGAAGACGAAGAGAGCUGUCUGAAGAAAUUGAUUGCUGCUCUAGAGGAGGCCAAGGAAGAGGAAGCAAGAAAGAAGUCUGAGGAAGAAGCAAAGUUGAAAGCGGAGCAAGAGAAAGAGAAAGAGAAAGAGAAAGCUACUGAGGAGGAAGAAAAGGAAAAAGGAAAUGGCAAACUCAAAGAGAACGGCUUCUGAAUGAGAAGAAAAUUGUUGGAUUUUCUUCUACAAAUUAAAAGAUAAACAGUUUGAUAAAAUGAAGUUAAUUUGAAAUAUUAAUAUUCAUAGUCUGUAGACCUUGAUUGCAACAAUAUUUGGUCCUUAUUGAUGUUUUUAUCAUAAUUUUCUUUGGAACAUUUCUGAAACAAUUAACUCCUUCCUGCCUUUUCUGCUGAAGAAUAAUUCUGAUGAGUCUGAGAUCCUCACGUAUGCAUCAAUUUUAAGAAUUUCUUUGGAACUGUUGCUGUUGAAUGGUGAUAGAUUUUGUUUUGGUUUGUUCCAUUUGUAAAUUGUAAUUGCUUUAUUUCGUUUGUCCUC
Messenger RNA from Manihot esculenta (cassava), 2011 nucleotides. Its product is annotated as AAA-ATPase ASD, mitochondrial-like. The transcript has a single exon. Bases 143 to 1672 code for a protein of 509 amino acids. Gene Ontology annotation, molecular function: ATP hydrolysis activity; ATP binding. The record is from RefSeq and is a predicted model, not a curated record. Lineage: Eukaryota; Viridiplantae; Streptophyta; Magnoliopsida; Malpighiales; Euphorbiaceae.